Messenger RNA from Coffea eugenioides, 4122 nucleotides. RefSeq lists its product as uncharacterized. The transcript has a single exon. The coding region runs from base 1 to 4122 and encodes 1373 amino acids. Lineage: Eukaryota; Viridiplantae; Streptophyta; Magnoliopsida; Gentianales; Rubiaceae. Gene Ontology annotation, molecular function: nucleic acid binding; RNA-DNA hybrid ribonuclease activity. The record is from RefSeq and is a predicted model, not a curated record.
AUGGGAAGACCCUUGACAGUUUCCCAGAUUGAGGAGGUGAAUAGACUCCACUUCCCAGAAAUUAUAUUCUUGUCUGAAACCAAAAAUAAGAAGUGCUAUAUGAAUAAACUAAAAAUGAAGCUGAAGUUUGAUAGCUUGUUUGUAGUAGACCCGAUAGGGAGAUCUGGAGGCUUGGCUGUGAUGUGGAGGAAAGAUGUUCAGAUCAAAAGAGUUUUAUAUACGGACUUCACUAUUGAGCUAUGCAUUGAGGACCUGAGUAGAAAGAUCUCCUGGUGGCUGGUGUGUAUAUAUGCUAACGUGGAUGAUGCUAUUAGGGAGAAACAGUGGAAAAUUAUUGAGAGUAGAAGAGCUUUGUGGGGAAACAGAUGGUUGCUUGCUGGGGAUAUGAAUGAUAUAUUGAGUAAUGAUGAAAAGUGGGGAGGGCUACUGAGACCUGAGAGGAGCUUUAAACAGUUUAGGGAUUUUAUUAGGACAAAUGAAUUAAUAGAUAUUGGGUUUGAGGGUAAGCCGUGGACUUGGAGUAAUAAUUGGGAUAAGGAGGGGGAAGUGAAAGAGAGGCUGGAUAGAAUGCUAGGUAGCAGGGCUUGGAGGAGAAAAUUUGAAAAGGCAAAAUGCUGUCAUAUACACAAUGAGGCGUCUGAUCAUUGUAUGUUGUUACUGCACACUGAGCCAUCAGGAAGAAAGUGGAGGAGAAGGUUUUAUUUUGACAGAAGAUGGUUGCAGUAUCAGGAGGUGAAUGGGGUGGUUAAAAAGGCAUGGGAGAGGGAGCAGGUGGGGUCAAGGUUCUAUCAGCUCAAAAACAGAAUAAAGGAGUGUAGGGUAGCAUUGCUGAGUUGGAAUAGGAGUUUGAAGAGCAAUGCUAGGAACGAUAUAGAUAAAAUAAAGAAAGAGAUCAAGGAGCUAAGAGAGAGUGAGGUGCAGGACAGGAAACAAAGAAUUUGUGAGCUAAAAAGAUUACUAGCCGAAGCAUAUAGACAAGAGGAAUUAUUCUGGGGGCAAAAGGCAAGAGUCAACUGGUUGAGGGAGGGAGAUAAAAAUACCAGUUUUUUUCAUGCAGUAGUGGCAGGAAGAAGGAAGAGAAACACCAUUACUACUCUGCAGAAAGAAGGGGGUGGCUGGUGUGACAGUGAAGAGGAAGUGUUGGGUGAGAUAACUGGAUAUUUUGGGAACCUCUUUACUUCAUCCAACCCUGAGGCAUCUACAUCAAUCUUCCAGUGUAUCCCACAGGUUAUUACUGACCACAUGAAUUCACAACUCAUCAGACCAAUAACAGAAUUGGAGGUCAAAAAAGCAGUUUUCUCCUUGCAUCCUAACAAAGCUCCAGGUCCUGAUGGUAUGAGUUCUGUCUUCUUUCAAAAGUUUUGGCACAUAGUUAAAAAAGAUGUGAUUGCUGCUAUCUCUAGUUUUUUCCAUUCUGGUAAUCUGCUCAAAGCCAUUAAUGAAACAUGUAUCACUUUGAUUCCAAAAAUUGAUGUUCCUACUUUAGUUUCUCACUUCAGACCCAUUAGUUUGUGUAACGUGAUCUAUAGAGUCAUUUCUAAGAUUCUGGUUAAUAGGGUCAAGCCAUUCUUGAAUUGUUGUGUUAGUUCUAACCAGUCAGCUUUUAUUCCUGGAAGGCAUAUAAUUGAUAAUAUUAUGAUAGUUCAUGAAUUCAUACACUGUUUGAACAAUAGGAGGGGAGGUUCAAAUGCUUUUAUGGCCCUUAAGCUAGAUAUGGCAAAAGCUUACGAUAGGGUAGAGUGGGGGUUCCUGGAAAAGAUCAUGGCCAAAAUGGGGUUCUGCUCUACCUGGAUCAGUUGGAUCCUUAAGUGUAUAUCCUCUGUGUCAUAUAGUUUCAAUAUAAAUGGGGAGAAAAGAGGACUGGUUAGGCCUUAUAGAGGACUCAGACAAGGGGAUCCACUAUCUCCAUAUUUGUUCCUACUGGUUUCUGAGGGCUUGUCUAGGCUGCUAAAUACAGCCAUGCGAGAACACAGGAUCUCAGGGCUGAAAAUUGCGCCUGCUAGUCCUGCCCUCUCACAUCUUUUGUUUGCAGAUGACACUUUGAUUUUCUGUAGAGCAACAAAGGAAGAAGCAGGAAGAGUGAGGCAACUGUUGGAGAUCUAUGGGAAGGCUUCUGGACAGUAUAUUAACAUAGAGAAAUCUUCUGUGUUUUUUAGCAAAAAUACAGAAGCAAGCUGUAUUGGGGAGGUCCUAGAUGAGUUGGGGGGAAUGAAACAUGUAAGGCAAAGUAAAUACCUGGGGCUCCCUAUAUUAAUUGGAAGGUCUAAGGCACAAGUUUUCAGCUAUAUAAGGGAUAGAGUGAACAAUAGAAUUCAGGGAUGGAAGGAGAAGUUGUUAAGUCAAGCAGGUAAAGAGGUGUUGCUAAAGGCAGUGGCUAUGGCAAUGCCAAACUAUGCUAUGAAUUGUUGCAGGCUACCUAUUGGACUGUGUAAAGAUAUUAGCAGGGAUAUGGCCAAAUUCUGGUGGGGGAGUAAGGAAGAUGAAAAACGAAUCCAUUGGAUGGGGUGGCAGAAAUUAACUGAGGUAAAAGGUAAGGGAGGGUUGGGCUUCAGGGAUUUACAAGAGUUUAAUAAAGCCAUGUUAGCAAAACAGUUGUGGAGGGUGAUAACUAAACCAAAUUUGCUGGUGAGCAAGGUUCUGAGAGGGAAAUAUUUCAAGGGAGAGUCGAUAUGGAAAAUGAAAAACAGAAAUUCGGAUUCAUGGAUGUGGAAGAGUAUGGUUAGUGCAAGGGGGAUACUGGAAAGAGGGGCGAGGAAACGAAUAGGAGAUGGUGGUACUGUUAAUAUAUGGAAGGAUAGAUGGCUGUUAGAUAGGGGUUAUGGCAAAGUAACAACUGUAAGACCACCAGAGUGUCAAAUACAAAUGGUGCAGGAGCUAAUACAGAAUGGUGAAUGGAAUAAGGCAGUAGUACAUGAAAUCUUUAAUGCAGAAGAUUGUAAACGGAUCCUGGCUACCCCUUUAAGCUUAUAUGGAGGGAAGGAUAAACUCAUAUGGCCUUAUAGCAAGAAUGGGGAAUACUCAGUAAGGUCAGGUUACAUGGUGGCUAAGGAGAUGCAACAAGAGGGGGCAGGAGUAGUGGUGCAGCAAGGAAGGAGUAGCAGAAAUGAGCAGGGAACUGAGGUAUGGAAGUUUCUAUGGAGCCUGAAUAUGAAAUAUAAACUUAAGCACUUUAUAUGGAAAGGACUGCACAAUAUAUUGCCGGUAAACGAGGUGAUCAAAAGGAGGGUUGGGAAAGGUUCUGAGCUAUGUGCUUGCUGUGGGGAGCAACCUGAAACUCUGGAACAUAUGUUUUUCUUCUGUAAACAUGCAGAGUUGAUUUGGAAAGCUUCACCAAUGCAGUGGGAUGGACUAGUGGAGUUUAGGAAGAGUUUCUGGCUAUGGUGGAACAGUUUAAUGGAGGCUAGGGAGAGAGAUGCAGGAAAGGAGCACAUUUGUCUCACAGUGAAUCUACUAUGGCAAAUUUGGAAGUCUAGGAAUAGGGUUCAGUUUAAUAGUGAGGAAGGUUGCCCAGGGAAAGUAGUGAUGAAGGCAGUCCAAGAAUGGAAUGAAUAUGAGGCUGCACAGCGGAUGGAUCGAGAGGAUGAGGUGGAGAAAAGGAACCAGCAAAAAGCAUCAACAGAAUGGCUGCCUCCAACUAUGGGGGUUGUUAAGCUAAAUGUGGAUGCAGCUCUGAGCACAGCGAAUGGGAGAGUAGGGUGGGGAGUGGUUGCACGACAAACAGAUGGAGGGAUUCUGGGAGCUUGGGCUGGCAGUGGUGACAGACACACUGAAGCUAUGGUGGAGGAAGCUACUGCAAUUCGAACAGCCCUCAUUAAAGCCAGAACAAUGGGAUGGAGGAGGAUUGAGGUUCAGUCAGAUUGUAAGGGAGUGGUGGAUGGGAUCAGGACAGGUUGUAGAAAGGAGCCGAAAGUGGGAGCAAUCAUAGAAGAUGUCCUGAAAUUGGGAAGCCAGUUUGAUACAUGUUCCUUUUCCUUUAUCAAAAGGGAAGGAAACCGUGUGGGUCAUCAUUUGGCAAAAUUUGCCAUUCAAGUGACAAGUGAUAUAGAGUGGGAAGAGUCUUUCCCAGUUUGGUUAGUAAACUUAGCCAAGCAAGAUGUAAGAGCAGUUGCUCAAACUAUGUAA